CCAAAUUGUCAACCAUGGCCGACUGAGUCUACUUCUACCUCCAUCAAAACCAAUUGUACUCAUCACAACCUUCCCCAAAAAGCUUUUUAUUUCUCCAUCGUCGUCAAUGGCAUCAUCAGCUGCUAGUCGAAGCUUCAUUUUAUGGCUUCACGGUCUUGGUGACUCCGGCCCGGCCAAUGAACCCAUCAAGACCUUUUUCACUUCCCCUCUCUUCACGAAUACUCGAUGGUCUUUUCCUUCUGCUCCUUCUCAACCUGUCACCUGCAAUUAUGGUGCUUCGAUGCCUUCAUGGUUCAACAUUCAUGAGAUACCUAUAACAUCUAACUCUCCUACGGAUGAAAGUACUUUGCUUAAAGCUGUUCAAGGAGUACAUUCAAUGAUCGACAAAGAGCUGGCUGCUGGAACAGACCCUAAGAAUGUGUUUGUUUGUGGAUUUAGUCAAGGAGGUGCCUUGACCUUGGCCAGUGUUCUGUUAUAUCCAAAAACUCUUGGAGGAGGUGCAGUGUUCAGUGGAUGGGUACCUUUUAGUUCAACUAGCUCCAUAAUUGAACAAAUCACACAAGAGGCGAAAAGGACACCUAUAUUGUGGUCUCAUGGUAUCUCCGAUGGAACAGUUUUGUUUGAAGCUGGACAAGCGGGUCCACCAUUCCUUCAACAAAUCGGCAUAAAUUGUGAAUUUAAGGCAUAUCCUGGACUAGCCCAUUCGAUAAAUGAUCAAGAGCUUAAGAGCUUGGAAUCGUGGAUCAAAUCUCAACUACAAAGUUCUUCCUGAAGCGUCAUAAUUAUUUUUCAGGUAAUGUUAUACCUCGAUUCUUGGAGUAGUUAAAGACAGCCAAAUGAUGUUUAUCCUAACGGUAUCUACGAAUGAUUUAAAGACAUCAAUGGCCGUUGAAAGAAAAGGUUAAGACCGACUAUGAUUAUUUUAGAUAUUGCUUUUAGGAUCAAGUUUAAUAAUUUAUGUUGUCGAUUUGCACGUAUUUGGCUUUUAUUGGCAUCUAAAAUCGGUACUUAGAGUGAGAUGUGAUAAUUUGGAUUUGUUUGGACUGUUUAUUUUCGGUCUUUUUUCUACCUGUUAUACCAUAAUACAAGUGCUUAACUUUCUUAA
This is a messenger RNA of Cynara cardunculus var. scolymus (artichoke), 1105 nucleotides long. Its product is annotated as probable carboxylesterase Os04g0669500. Gene Ontology annotation, cellular component: cytoplasm. The record is from RefSeq and is a predicted model, not a curated record. Gene Ontology annotation, biological process: protein depalmitoylation. Lineage: Eukaryota; Viridiplantae; Streptophyta; Magnoliopsida; Asterales; Asteraceae. The transcript is spliced from 7 exons. The coding region runs from base 107 to 772 and encodes 221 amino acids. Gene Ontology annotation, molecular function: carboxylic ester hydrolase activity; palmitoyl-(protein) hydrolase activity.